This is a messenger RNA of Diospyros lotus (date-plum), 2603 nucleotides long. RefSeq lists its product as uncharacterized. Gene Ontology annotation, cellular component: cytoplasm. Bases 455 to 2308 code for a protein of 617 amino acids. The record is from RefSeq and is a predicted model, not a curated record. The transcript is spliced from 5 exons. Lineage: Eukaryota; Viridiplantae; Streptophyta; Magnoliopsida; Ericales; Ebenaceae. Gene Ontology annotation, molecular function: protein kinase binding.
UUAUGAGGUCUUAAUAUCUUAAUAUAGGGUGCCCAACCUUGGACUCUAUUUCACUUGCUACAUGGUAAUAAUGUGUCUCUGCGUGUAUUUAUAUAUAUAUAUAUAUAUAGCCUUCUUUUACUUGCCUUAUUGCAAUUUCUAGCCUCCUCCUGGCUUUCUUUCUCUCUCGCCCCAAACACUGCCACAUCUCUUUCAUGCACGGUUCUGGCUUCUAGCUCUUUCUGCAGUCUGCCACUGCGUUUAUCUUUCAAUCUGGGGAAAUUCUUGUUGAAGCUUGAGGAGAGAGUCACUCUGGCCGACCGUCCAGUGAAAUCUCGUUGCUUGGCUUGGCAACUUCCCACUGAUUAUGGCUAAUUUUUAAUCCAAUGUGAACUCAUCUUUCCAAGAAAUCUCUCUUUGGUAGUGUAGUUUCAACGCUCUAGUUUUGUUCUGUAGAGAAAUUCUAGAAACCCGUAUGCCUAAAAUGUCGAAAUUCAAUUGCUUCUCUGCCCUGGUUGAGAGGAAGAAGAAAGGCAAGGGCCAUGAAUCAUCCUCGAAGACUGAUAAUUAUAACAAGAAGAUUGUUAAGAACUUGCAAAUUAGACUAGAAAGGCUAGUGAAGUCCUCCAAAACUGAUGGGAAGGAAUCAGCUUCUUUUGGUCUACCAUUAUCGUUUCAUUCCUCGGGUAAUUCUAGGAGCAAGGUUAAGGUAAUGAACCAUGAGAGUCAUGUCGAAGAUGAGGGCGAAGAGAACUUGUCGAUGAAGAGGGACAACUCGAAGAAAGAGAAGAAUCAAUUAAGAAACAAGAAGAUGGAACUUAAUGAUUCCUUUGGUGAGCAAAUUGGGGAUGUCAUUGAGAAUAAGGAAGAGAGAGGUAUUGAAGAAGCAUCAGCACCAAAGCUUAAGCGCUCCUGUUCUGAUUUGGAAACAGGGGGCUUGCUCAAGAAGAUGGCUGAUUGGCUGCCCCAUUUCGAGUCUGAGUCUUUCAAAGAGCUGCAAAGAUUAUCCGAGAGAUUGGGGGAAAAUGUGCUUCCUCAAAAUAUUGGCAAUCCAAGCUCUGUAAUGUCUCAUUCUAGUGCUGACAAAGUUAUGUUGAAGAAGCAUUAUUCUAGCCAAGUACUUCCCACCAGGAGUAGAAGAUUGUGGUGGAGAUUGUUUCUCAGAAAUAUGCAAACGCCACAGAGUUCAAAAUCACAGAUGGUUCCAAUGAAGCCUGAUUUCAGCCAGCCAGGUGGAGACUGCUCAGUGUACUUGGAACCAAAUAGAGUGUUCGAAUCACCCAGAUCAUUUAUUGGUGAAUCGAUGAAAAACAGCGACAAUAAUGAUAAUGGCAACCAGAGCUUCAGUGGUUUCCAUCCCCAGAACCAGUCAGAAUCACCGAUAACAAGAGUGGAUAAGUGGGUAAAAGAACUCGCAAACCAACCUCCACUUCUGGUUGAUGAAACUGAUGAUACUAACGAUGGAAUUGUCUUCCCACCAUCCCCGGGCACUGGUGGGUCGCCUUCAAGAAGCACGUCUCACUUGACUCAGCAUCCGAAUCUGACCCUUUCUGAGAAGAUUUUGCACACCAAUGGCAUUAUCCAGUCAACAGUGGCUCAAUUUGCAGGGAUCGGAUUAAAAGUCAUCCCAAAUCUUUCAGGCUUCACCACUCUUAGAUCAAUCACCUUAUCGGGCAACUCUAUAUUUCACGUUACUCCUGGCCAUCUGCCAAAAGGUCUCCACACUCUUAAUAUGUCCAGAAACAGGAUCAGCACAAUCGAAGGCUUCAGAGAAUUAACCCGGUUGCGUGUCCUAGAUCUUAGCUACAACCGCAUUGCUCGAAUUGGGCAUGGAUUGUCAAAGUGUACACUUGUUAAGGAGCUUUACCUUGCCGGGAACAAGAUUAGUCAAGUUGAGGGGUUGCAUAGACUUUUGAAGGUCACUGCUCUAGAUUUGAGCUUCAACAAGAUAACUACUACAAAAGCAAUAGACCAGCUUAUGGCCAACUACAACUCCCUGCAAGCUCUGAAUCUGUUGGGGAACCCAAUCCAGAAAAAUGUCAGCGACGAGCAUCUGCGCAAGGCGCUCUGCAGUCUUCUCCCGAAACUAGCAUUCCUGAACAAGCAGCCGAUUAAUCCAAUGAAGGCACGAGAGGUGGCCACAGAAAGCAUUGCCAAAGCCGCGCUUGGGAGCAGCAGCUGGAGCUCGCGUAGAAAAGCACUGAAACGGGGUAACCAAGGCAAAUUGCGGUCCUCCAGCUGGCAUAGGAGCAGUGCCGGUGUUCAGCAAAGGAGCAGGCAUGCAAAUAAAACCCAAACUCACCACCAGUCGGGCCUAAGGAUGAAGUGAUCUUAACUUGGUUCAUCAUCCCAUUAGAUGCACUGGGAUUUUCCCUUGAAAAAUAAAAGGAAUUUUUCUGGUGCCCGAGUCCAGAGCAUGACAAUUUCGGAUUAAGCUUUAGCUUUUGGUAUCAAGUUGUUGCUAGUCUUUGCUGUUAUGAGAUUUCUUUCAGGGUUUGACAAAUUGUUCUAGUUAAUGGCGGGUCUUACUCAGAACCUGCUCUUCGCAAUGUUGCCAAUGAUUGAAGUUCCCUUUCAAAAAGUAACCAUAUCAACGACCCUGCAGAACGGAGUCGUAAAUUUCA